Protopolystoma xenopodis is the source of this 723-nucleotide messenger RNA. NCBI's taxonomy places the organism in Eukaryota, Metazoa, Platyhelminthes, Monogenea, Polystomatidea, Polystomatidae. The record is from the annotation of a GenBank genome assembly.
AUGCAUCCUGUACAUGGUUACAGUGGGUGUUUGCGUUUCGUCUCUGCUGACGUGAGUGAUCAAGUCGUUCACUUCACAUCCUCACCCACCCCCCGAGCCAGGGGGGCGGCUGUGAAUGGCCACAUCUCCUGCCGCGUCCAGAAUGGACCGCAUAUUGGGGCGGCGAGUGUCUCCGAGACCCCUUCCAUAACUUCGUUCUUGCCCUCGCUCAAAUUUGCAGGACGGAGGUCAAAGCCAAGCGGCGGGCAUCUCUUCUUCAAUGUCUCCACUUUCUGGCUAGAUCGCAGGUUUCACGGUGACUUUGUGCUCAUCUCAGCACAGCAGGCGAGAACCGGACCCGUAAGGCUACUUGCCUCGGAGAUUGGCAUCGUUUUCGACCUCCAAAGGGGGGGAUUCGCCACUACCUUGCAGUACGGCGCCUUUUUUCCGCGUCAUCUCUCAUUUGAGGACGCUUCCAGAACGGUGAGGCCAAACGUCCGACAUUCUUCAGAAAGUGAACGGGACUCGGAUGCUUCUCUUAGUGACAGCCUGUUUUGGCGUCGAACGGCUGGCCGACAUUUUGUCUCGUUUUACAUGUUCUAUAUUUCUCUGAGCCAUCCAUUUCGGCAUCAAAAUCCAGCUGCAGAACUCAACAGGGACUCUGCACAAACGCCUAUUCUACUCAGGAUCAUUAGGAUUGUUGGCCUUUCCAAAGUUUCAUUGAUUGCUAUGGCAACUGGUUAG